Messenger RNA from Anolis sagrei ordinatus, 4026 nucleotides. It is a transcript of the gene TTC21A, whose product is annotated as tetratricopeptide repeat domain 21A. Gene Ontology annotation, cellular component: intraciliary transport particle A. Gene Ontology annotation, biological process: intraciliary retrograde transport; protein localization to cilium. Gene Ontology annotation, molecular function: protein binding. NCBI's taxonomy places the organism in Eukaryota, Metazoa, Chordata, Lepidosauria, Squamata, Anolidae. The record is from RefSeq and is a predicted model, not a curated record.
AGUAAUUUAUCAUUUUCUCUCUAGGCUCGUAUUUUAUACUAUGCUCAGGAAAAAUACUUCAACCACGUCGUUCAUGUGACAAACGUUGAACUGUCAAAACAUCUUCACGAUGCGGUGCUGCUAUUCUUCAAAGGAUUUGGAACCUUGCUCCUUGGACGAAUCCAAGAAGGCAUUUCGCUCCUUGAGAACGCCCGGAAACGCCAUGCAGAUGUCUCUUUAUGCUGCCUCCUUGGUCUCAUUUAUGCACACAAACGAUGUGAAAAAGUUGAUUCCUCUGCUGUUUUGGAUUUAGAAACUAAAUUAAAGGAAAUCCGGAAGACUGCUGGAAGCAAUGCAUUGUAUUAUGCUGGAAUGUUUCUGUGGCUUAUGAAUAAAAAUGAUAAAGCAAAGGAGUAUGUUGACAAAAUGCUGAAAAUAUCCAAUGGUGCAAGAGAGGGACUUGUUUUGAAAGGAUGGGUAUAUGUUACAUCUGAUAAACCACAUGCAGUUAAGAAGUCUAUCAAGUAUCUUGAUGAAGGGAACCCAGACAGUUCAGAUAUAUUUGGGAUGAUGGGAAAGGCAAAAUAUUUUAUGGUGCAGCAGAAUUACUCAGGGGCUCUGGAAAUAGUUAGCCAGUUGGUAGUUACCAUCCCUUCCUUCACUCCAGCCCUUGUCACCAAGAUGAAGCUACAUUUAGCACUGCAAGACUGGGAGCAAAGUGUAGAAGAAAGUAAAAGAAUCCUAAGAAAGGAACCUAAUGAUAUAGAUGGACUUCAGUACCUGGUUGUAAACCACCUCACUAUGACUGGGAAUCAAACAAUGGCAUUGGAUACCCUUAGAGAAUUCAUUGGUGCUCUCGAGAUGAAAGAGCCCCAAAGACCAGAACUUCACCUUCAAAAAAUGUUAGUGAUCAGCAGACUGUCUGGGAAAAAUCAAGAUAUCCUACAGGAGGUAUAUGAGUUCAUUAGAAAAACAGGCAUCAACCUGCUGUCUUCUGAUGCUCGUUUUGCAAAUGAGUUAGGAUAUCAGCUGAUCCUUCAGGGGAACUGGAAGGAAGCUUCUGUGUGGUAUAGAAAAGCCACAGAACUGGAUGAAAAUACUAUUGAGUCACUGACAGGACUUAUAUGGUGCCAGGUGCUCGGAGGGAAAUUAGAGGAAGCAGAACAACAACUGGAAUUCCUAAAGGAAGUUCAGCAAUCCAUUGGAAAAUCUUCAACCCUAGCUUAUCUUCAGGCUGUGAUAGCUUCAAGAAAAAACAAGAAUGAACAGACCGCCAGUGCCUUUCUCAAUGAAGCUGCUGAACUUCAUUUUUCUGCUUUGCAUGGUCUUCCGUUGAGCAUUGAAUACUAUGAAAAACUCAACCCUAUGUUUUUGAUUGAAAUAGUGAAGGAGUAUUUGGUCUUCUGUCCGAAACAGCCACGGUUGCCUGGUCAAGUUUUAUCCUCUCUUCUUAAACAAGCAACUAUUAUUUUGAACCCAAUUGUGAAAGCAGCUCCUGGAAUGAUAGAGCCCCUUUUUCUAAUGGCACAGGUUAAAUAUUUAUCAGGAGAAUUAGAAACUGCCCAAGGCACCCUGCAGCGUUGUUUGGAGCUGGAUCCAACAUCAACAGAUGCUAACCUUCUUAUGGCCCAAAUUCACCUGUCUCAAGGAAAUAUAAAAGAAUGUGUCCACUCACUGGAAAUAGGGGUUAGCUACAAUUUUCAGCUUCGCGAUUCUCCACUGUAUCACUUCAUCAGGGCCAGAGCACUUAAUAAAGGUGGAGAAUACCCUGAAGCCAUUAAGGUCUUAAAAAUGCUUGUCAAUUUACCUCAAAUGAAAGGGGAAACUAAGAAAGGCCAGGGACCUCCUCUGACUACAAGUGAAAAAGUUUCUAUCUACCUGGAACUCGUUGAAGCUCUUCGACUCAAUGGAGAAUUGCACGAAGCUACAAAGAUAAUGCAAGAUGCCAUUAAUGACUUUAGUGGAACACCAGAAGAAAUCCGUGUCACUGUUGCUAAUGUAGAUUUGGCUCUCAGUAAAGGAGAGGUGGACUUAGCCUUAACCAUGCUGAGGAAUAUUACACCAAACCAGCCAUAUUAUACUGAAGUUAAGGAAAAGAUGGCUCAGAUUUAUCUUCAGACCCGAAAGGAUAAGAGAUUGUACAUUGGAUGCUAUUGUGAGCUCUGUGAAAAUUUACCUAGUCCUCAUACAAGCCUUCUCUUGGGUGAUGCCUACAUGAAUAUUCAAGAGCCUGAGAAAGCUUUGGAAGUUUAUGAAGCAGCUCAGAAGAAGAAUCCUUUGGAUGCAACUGUGGCAAGAAAAAUUGGACAAGCCUAUGUCUACACUCAUCAAUAUAAUAAGGCUAUUAAUUAUUAUGAAGUUGCUCUCAAGAUGAGCGAGCAGGACUUCUUAUGUCAUGAUCUUGCUAAUCUCCUCUUAAAGCUCAAAAAGUUUGGCAAAGCAGAGAAAGUAUUAAACCAAGCACUUGAUCAUGACCAAGCUGAUGACCUUCCUUCGAUGAUGAAGGAUGUUAAGAACCUGAUGUUACUAGCUAAAGUUUAUGAGACAACUAAAAGAGGACAAGUUGUUCUGGAAACUCUGAACAAGGCAUAUGACAUCCAGCAAAGAAUACUGAAGCGGGUUCGUGUUGAACAGCCUGAACUGAUACCUCCUCAGAAACAAGUGGCCAUGAUGAUCUGCGUACAGUUUGCUGAGUUUCACGGAGCAGAAAAGGAGUAUGAAAAAUCUGUGAAGUACUACACAGAAGCCCUCUCCUGUGUUCCAACAGACACUAAAGUACCAUUAAAAUUAGCUAAGAUGUAUUUGUUGCAAGGAGAUACAGAGCAAUGUGAGCACUAUUGUACCCUCCUGCUUCAGGAUGAUGACACAAGUGAAGAUGGAACAGUGAUAAUGGCAAAUCUGAUGUUUGAAAAAGAGAAGUACGAACAAGCUAUAAACAUGUACCGAAAUGUUUUGGAGAAAACACCAGAUAACUUCUCAGUCAUGGAGAAUAUGAUUGUCUUGCUGCGAAGGAGUGGAAAACUUGAAGAAGCUACAACCUUUUUUGAGUUGGCUAAGAAAAAGUCAUCCCGAAUGCCUUUGGAACCCGGUUUUAACUAUUGCAUGGGACUUUACUGCUGGCAUAUGAUGCAACCCAAUCAGGCCUUAAGGUUCUUCAACAAAGCACGUAAGGAUAGUGAUUGGGGCCAGAAAGCCCUAAGCUAUAUGAUUCAGAUAUGCCUAAAUCCCGACAAUGAAAUAAUCGGCGGAGAAGCAUUUGAGAACCAGAAUAAUAUCGAAACCAGUGCUCUAAAGGAAAAGAGAGAAUCUGAACAGCAUGGGAUCCGCACAGCUGAGAAGCUGCUCAAGGAGUUUUACCCUCACUCUCAGGAGGGCCAGAAUCAAGUGGAGAUGUUGCAGAGCUACUGUUUGAUGGCCACAAAAGAAAAACAUAACGUAGAGAAGGCCCUGAAAGUAUUCACAGAAAUUGGCCAAAACGAGCGAGACAGUGUUCCAGCCAUUUUGGCAAUGGCUCAGGCGUACAUGAUUCUUAAGCAUACACCUAAAGCCAGGACCCAGCUGAAACGCUUGACUAAGGUGAACUGGUCUUUGGAAGAUGCCGAUGAGUUAGAAAAGGCUUGGAUUUUGUUGGCAGAUAUCUACUGCUCUACUGGGAAGUACGACCUUGCAACAGAGCAAGUGAGGCGCUGCUUGCGGUACAAUAAGUCAUGUGCUAAAGCUUAUGAAUGCUUAGGAUUUAUUGCAGAAAAGGAAAAUGCUUACAAAGAUGCUGCAACUAAUUAUGAGUUAGCUUGGAAGUAUAGCAACCAAGCAAAUCCUUCUGUUGGAUUUAAACUUGCUUUCAACUACCUAAAAGAUAAAAGAUACACGGAGGCAAUAGAUGUAUGCCAUGAUGUUCUGAAAAUGUGCCCAGAUUAUCCAAAGAUUAGAGAAGAAAUUUUGGAAAAGGCUCAGACGGCAAUUAAACCAUAGCCUGUGCGAUGUGCCUACAGUAAAUCUGUGGAAGGAGCUGAAACAUAAAAACAAAACUUUCAAUAAAGCUGUUUU